AUGUCUCUCUCUGAACUUCAAAAGCAAACUCAAAAUGUAAGCCAAGUUACUCCAGAAAAGGAGAACUGGAAUAUCAUUGUUAGGGUGAUACGUUCAUGGUUCGUUCCAGAUUUCACUAAACAGAGGUGUCCUUUUUCCAUGGAGUUGGUUAUUCAAGACAAAGAGGGUUCUAAAAUACAUGCUUCCAUCAGACGUACUCUAAUUUACAAAUUCCAGACUGAAAUUUCUGAAGGUGGUGUUUAUGCCAUACAAAAUUUCAGUGUUGCUCCAAAUUCUGGAAUUUACAGAACUACGCACCACCCUUAUAAGAUUAAUUUCCAGUUUGGUACCAAAGUUAGUUUGCUUGAUGGUAACUUGGUUCCUGAUGUGAAACCACAAUACACACCUUUGUCAUUAUUGACAACCACUGGAUUCGAUACUGAUUAUUUAGUUGAUGUAUUUGGAUUACUGGUCGGAGUGGGUACUGAAAGAGAAUUGCAAGUUGAUGGAAAGACAACAAAAUUAAAUGUCAUUGCAAUAGAAGCUGAUGGGUUUCGAAUAGAAUGUACUUUGUUUGGUAUUUAUGUCGAUGAACUGAAUGUAUUUCUUUCAAGUGGAGAAGUACAAAAUUGUGCUAUAAGUAUAGAAUUUGCGAAAGUCAAAACUUUUCAAGAUAAGGUUCAACUUCAAAAUUGCAAGUUCUGCACUAGGAUUAAGUACAACGUUAACUUCAAGGAGGCAUCUGAACUUAAAUCAAGGAUGAUUGAGAACAAUGAAUCUCCCUCUCAAGGAUUAACGCAGCUGUCUCAGACUUCCAAAAAUACUGUGGAAGAAGACUUUUUAACUGUUACACCUAGGACGACUAUUCAAGGUCUUAAAGAUUGUAAAGAGGUUGCAACUUUCAUAUUGUUUGGAACCAUUAACCAUAUCUUGGAUGAGGAUGACUGGUGGUAUACGGCUUGUGUUUGCAACAAAGCUGUUUAUCCAGAUUCAAAGAUGUUCUUUUGCGAGAAGUGUAACAAGCAUGUUAUAAAAGUCUUUCCAAGAUAUAGGAUUAAGGUUCGAGUUAUUGACUCAUCCGAUUCCACCACAUUUGUUCUGUUUGAUAGGGAUGCAACCACCCUUUUCAAAAAAACCUGUGCUGAUAUGUUAGAAUCUCAUGAUAAGAUGAAUGGUUGUGGGAAUUUUCCUAAGGAGUUUGAAGAAUUAGUUAAUCAAAGUCUGCUGUUUAAAGUUGAAAGUAGGAACGAUCAAACUUUCAAACUUGAACAAUCUUUCAGAGUGAAGAAAAUAUGUCUUGAUGAUGAUAUAAUUGAGAAGUUCAAUGAUUCUUCGUUGAAAUCUGUGGAUGUUUAUGCUGGCAAUGGUGAGUUUAGCAGAGAAAAACAGCGUGUAGUCAAUGAGUCUACUGUUGAUAUUGUCGAGGAUUUAUUAGUCAGAUUUACCAAAGAAACAAUUGACUGUGCAUCCCAAUCUGCUGACUUAAUCAAAGAUACUGCUACGAAUGAGGAUGGUAACACUUCACUUAAGAGAGAAUCUGCAAAGAAGACCUUAUCACUUGAAUCCAUCGAAGAAGACACUUCCUACCAAAUGGAGAACAACUUCAACCAAGAACAAGUUGUUAAUACAAUGAGUAGGUACCAGUUCUGUAUUAUCCACCUUGAGGAUGAGGUUGUUGGGUUUGUGGAUCGUGCGUUCGCCAUUCUUUAUGAUCACGAUCUUCAACGUCAAUGGACUUUAACAGAUGAAGAAGGCAAUAGACAUGUCGUCACUUAUAACAAGAAUUUACAGAAACCAAUGGAUUUGCCUUCUGAUUUUGGCAAUUAUCUUCGUCAAGGAAGAUUUAAAUACAUUCUUCUUCAUGGACCUCGCGAAAUAGUCAAGUGCAAACUACUCUUGAGAAAUCAUCCAAAGAAGUCUAACAAAAUAGGAAGUGGGUGGAAGGAAUUUUGUACUGCUCAUGGAUUUGAUCAACCUAUUGACUUGGUGUUUGAAGUUGAUCAGAUGAAAAGCAAUCAGAAUGUCAAAGUGCUUACAUAUUGUAAUCUUUAA
Messenger RNA from Vigna unguiculata (cowpea), 2031 nucleotides. Its product is annotated as replication protein A 70 kDa DNA-binding subunit B-like. NCBI's taxonomy places the organism in Eukaryota, Viridiplantae, Streptophyta, Magnoliopsida, Fabales, Fabaceae. The record is from RefSeq and is a predicted model, not a curated record.